AUGCAAAACGAACAGCUUAACGAAUUUACACCAGCUGAACAUAUCCAUCAAAUUCGUUCAUAUUUUGAUGUAAUCGAUAAUGCAAUUAAUAUUGGUGAUACUAAUAGAAGAUAUAUCGAUGCAAAAAUUCCAUCACAACCAGGAAGCGCAAAGGAUCAUAACUGGGUCACAUUCAAUUUAUCUCCGCCAGGUGAAAAUAUGCUAGACCUUUAUAACACAUUCCUUACAACUACCUAUAAAAGUAAAUAUAUCCUGGAUAAAGCUAUUACUGGUUCAUCAAUUCCAAAUACUAAUUCUCCAGGUUUCUUUGGCGUUUUUGAUGAAUCAAUUUACACCAUUGAAGCAUAUCAGUUAUUAGCAAAUGGAAGAGUUAUUUAUAGUCAGGAUAACGCAAGAGAAGAAGCAUAUAUCAUUUCUAAUUCACAGACUACAGAACAAAUAAAGAAAGUUGAUGUUUUCUCAAAAACGAGACAUAAAGAUGUAUGGAAACGUUCUGGAACAGUUCGAACAGGUCAAAUUAUCUCAGGACCUUUAGCUGCAGGAGCUGAAAUUAAUUUUGACAUUAAAAUAAAGAUUCCAUGUCGUAAAUUCCUUAUUCUAGAAGUUAUUAGAUUUAUUCCUGCUUUUGCAGGCAACAUUCAGUUAAAGGUUAAAUUUAGUAGCGAUGCAUUCCAGGUAACAGCACUGCCGGUAGAAGAUAUUUUAGCUCAUAAUCCUUCUUUAAUCAGUCAGGUAAAAGAUAAUUAUGACCCACCAACUAAUAAAUUUGUUCCAUGGAAUGAACCAUUCAAUAUGAUAACAGCAGUUUCUAAAUCAAAUGGUGAAAUUACUGUUUCAACAGUUGAACAAAGAUUAACGAAGAAAUCAGCUGAAUUCAUUGAUUGCUUCAUUCAUCCUAAAGCAUUUUCACUCGAUCCAAAUAUUUACACUGAAUUAGUCGAUCAUUAUACAUCACAAGCUUUAUGUUUUCCAAUUAAAGUAAUGGACUGGAUUCCUAUGGACGGUUCGUUCAGUAAAGGUUCACCAUCAGCAACUUUCACAGCAGCUUAUACACCAAUUAACGUUAAAAGCAUUUGGGCUUUAUUUAGGAAGAAUGAUAAUUAUAUCGUGAAUUUCGAAAAUCCUCAAUUUGAAACCCUUCAAUUAUCAAUGGGCGCUUAUGGAAGUAUGCCAGCUGAACCCGAAAGCUCUUAUGGUCCUGUGUUCUAUGAAAUGGUUGCUAAUGCAUGCAAUACAAAUAACGAUAUGAUAGGAUUUAAUGAAGAUGUGAUGAGGUCGUUAAUUGAUGAUGGAAGCGUUAAACAUUUAUAUGAAUCAUACGAUAACACUCAUUUCCUCUGUGGAUUCCCUACGGAAACUGAUUUCACAUUUCAACAGGGUCAAACAUCAACGGCACCAAUUACAUAUAAAUUAGGUGUUAAAGCUGAUGAUACAAAUAUAAGCGAAAAAUACACUGUCAAACCUUUAUUAGGAUUUCUUAGAAAUGCUUGUUUCGCUAUUCAAGUCAGACCAGCUGGCAUUCCUGCUGUUAGAAUUGAUGAUUAUAAUUUAGCUGCUGAUGGAGGUGAAGAGUAA
Trichomonas vaginalis G3 is the source of this 1575-nucleotide messenger RNA. RefSeq lists its product as uncharacterized. Bases 1 to 1575 code for a protein of 524 amino acids. The record is from RefSeq and is a predicted model, not a curated record. Lineage: Eukaryota; Parabasalia; Trichomonadida; Trichomonadidae. The transcript has a single exon.